CCUCCCUUGAGCAGACAAGGACCCUCUGGCUCAGAAGAAGGUCUCCAGUUUGACCAUAAACUUUGGGCCUCAGCACCCGGCUGCCCAUGGGGUCCUGCGGCUAGUCAUGGAGCUGAGUGGGGAGACAGUGAAGAAGUGUGACCCCCACAUUGGCCUCUUGCAUCGGGGCACUGAGAAGCUUAUUGAGUACAAGACAUACCUCCAGGCGCUGCCCUACUUUGACCGUCUCGACUACGUCUCCAUGAUGUGCAAUGAGCAGGCCUAUUCCCUGGCCGUGGAGAAGCUGCUCAACAUCCGCCCCCCUCUGCGGGCUCAGUGGAUCCGAGUCCUCUUCGCAGAGAUAACGCGGCUGCUCAACCACAUCAUGGCUGUGACCACGCACGCGCUGGACAUCGGAGCCAUGACCCCUUUCUUCUGGAUGUUUGAGGAGAGAGAGAAGAUGUUUGAGUUCUACGAGCGGGUCUCGGGGGCGCGGAUGCACGCUGCCUACAUCCGCCCCGGUGGGGUGCACCAGGACCUGCCCCUGGGGCUGAUGGACGACAUCUAUGAGUUCGUGAAGAAUUUCUCCAUGCGGAUAGAUGAGGUGGAGGAGAUGCUCACAAACAACCGCAUCUGGAGGAACCGCACGGUCGACAUCGGGGUGAUAACAGCAGAGGAGGCUCUCAACUACGGGUUCAGUGGGGUGAUGCUACGGGGCUCGGGGAUCCACUGGGAUCUGCGCAAGACCCAGCCCUACGACGUCUACGACCAGGUGGAGUUCGAUGUCCCCAUCGGCUCCCGGGGCGACUGCUACGACAGGUACCUGUGCCGCGUGGAAGAGAUGCGACAGUCCCUCCGUAUCAUCCUUCAGUGCCUCAACAAGAUGCCUGAGGGGGAGAUCAAAGUAGACGAUGCAAAAAUCUCCCCUCCGAAGCGGGCAGAGAUGAAGACCUCCAUGGAGUCCCUGAUCCAUCACUUCAAACUCUACACAGAGGGCUACCAGGUGCCCCCCGGAGCCACCUACACGGCCAUCGAAGCCCCCAAGGUGCCACUUCUCAUGGCGUUUUGGGGAUAG
Molecule: messenger RNA, 1054 nt
Organism: Cariama cristata (Red-legged seriema)
Lineage: Eukaryota; Metazoa; Chordata; Aves; Cariamiformes; Cariamidae
Gene: NDUFS2
Product: NADH dehydrogenase (ubiquinone) Fe-S protein 2, 49kDa (NADH-coenzyme Q reductase)
Exons: 9
Coding region: 107-1054 (315 amino acids)
Biological process (GO): mitochondrial electron transport, NADH to ubiquinone
Molecular function (GO): NADH dehydrogenase (ubiquinone) activity; NAD binding; quinone binding
Source: RefSeq, a predicted model, not a curated record